Molecule: messenger RNA, 860 nt
Organism: Callorhinus ursinus (northern fur seal)
Lineage: Eukaryota; Metazoa; Chordata; Mammalia; Carnivora; Otariidae
Source: RefSeq, a predicted model, not a curated record
GCCGCCGCGGCUCCUCGCGCGGGUGCCCGGUUCGCCAGUGCUCGCCGGUGCCCGCCUGCUGCUGCUCGCCUCCGGUGUGCUCCGUUGUCCCCCUUUCUAGCGGCUUAAAAUACUGAAACUUUAUUUUGGUCACGUUGACCAUGUGACCCCCAGAGACGAUGACUCAUAAGUGCCUGUCCCAGGAUGAGGCCGCCGAAGGAAAUCUUGGAGGAGCGCGGAACCGCGGCGCUCCCGCCCAGAGGGCGAGGCAGGCCAAGUUUCCUUCCCUCCCGGGCGCACGGUCGUGGCUCUUCCCGGUGAAUCUUCCAGCGCCCGGCGCACUCGCGCUGUGCGCGGGGUGGGAGGCCAUCCUGGAAGCAGGUCAGGAGUCUCCCGCGACGGACGGACGCACCGCCGCGGCCGCUCUGGAAGUCCGAGUCCACCGGGAGGACCGGCGCUCACUGCACGGAGCAGCCCGGAGCCACGCGAGGUGGCCCGGAGGAUGAUGCCCCCUGCCCGUGAAAGUCAGCACUGGUGCACGUGGGCAGGUGAUACCGGAAACAAAGGAGAGGGCAGAAACCUCCAACUUGGGGGGGCGGGGGGGGGAUGGAAAGUUGAAGGAGAAGCAGAACUCCAACCCCUCUAUGUGCGUCUUGUAUGGUUUGCAGUGGAACAUUUCAUUACUCAGAUGUUAUCUUUUUUCCCUUGCUACCGUUCAAGACAACUAGCAGAAUCAGCGAAAGGUCCCCGUUCGAGAAUUUUGGCGUUAAGAUUUGAAUGUCAAAGUGAAUUCUGUGCCAAUCCUAACAACAUGCGUUCUUUUUCUAGUGUUCACAAGUAAAAAAUCUCUAAAGUUUUCCAGAAAUAAAGAUGUCCCAAAA